Molecule: messenger RNA, 1308 nt
Organism: Callorhinus ursinus (northern fur seal)
Lineage: Eukaryota; Metazoa; Chordata; Mammalia; Carnivora; Otariidae
Gene: TMEM38A
Product: transmembrane protein 38A
Biological process (GO): potassium ion transmembrane transport
Cellular component (GO): membrane
Molecular function (GO): potassium channel activity; identical protein binding
Source: RefSeq, a predicted model, not a curated record
GGGCGCAGUAGCCGGGCCGCGGGCUGCAGGACUUAGUGGGCCGGGGGCUGGGGUGGGACCCGGCGGGCGCCAUGGAGCUGCUCUCGGCGCUGAGCCUAGGCGACCUGGCGCUCAGCUUCUCGCGGGUACCGCUCUUCCCCGUCUUCGACCUCAGCUACUUCAUCGUCUCCAUUCUCUACCUCAAGUAUGAGCCAGGAGCAGUCGAGCUGUCCCGGCGCCAUCCCAUGGCAUCCUGGCUGUGCGCCAUGCUGCACUGCUUUGGGAGUUACAUCUUGGCUGAUCUGCUCCUCGGCGAGCCCCUGAUUGACUACUUCAGCAACAAUUCCAGUGUCCUGCUGGCCACAGCUGUCUGGUACUUGAUUUUCUUCUGCCCCCUGGACCUCUUUUACAAGUGUGUCUGCUUCCUGCCUGUGAAACUUAUAUUUGUGGCCAUGAAGGAGGUAGUGAGAGUCCGAAAGAUCGCUGUGGGCAUCCAUCAUGCCCAUCACCACUACCACCAUGGGUGGUUCAUCAUGAUUGCCACCGGCUGGGUCAAAGGCUCUGGCGUCGCCCUCAUGUCCAACGUUGAGCAGCUGCUCCGAGGGGUCUGGAAGCCAGAGACCAAUGAGAUCCUGCACAUGUCCUUCCCCACGAAGGCCAGCCUGUACGGAGCCAUACUCUUCACCCUCCAGCAGACACGCUGGCUCCCAGUAUCCAAAGCCAGCCUCAUCUUCAUCUUCACUAUGUUCAUGGUCUCCUUUAAGGUGUUCCUGACGGCCACUCACUCCCACAGCUCCCCUUUUGAUGUUCUGGAGGGCUACAUCUGCCCUGUGCUGUUUGGGACCGCCCCCGGGGGCAACCAUCACCACGACAACCAUGGUGGGUCCCAUGGCGGGUCCUAUGGCGGUGGUGGGCCCGGCUCCCCACACUCAGCCCUGCCAGCUAAGUCCAAGGAGGAGCUGAGUGAGGGCUCCAGGAAGAAGAAGACCAAGAAGGCAGAUUAGUGGAUGGCCCAGAGGCCUUGAGGGGUACCAGGGAGAGGACCCGGACCCAGGACCCUCAGAGCCGGUGCGGGGGCAUCCCGGGCUCAGCUCUUCCCUCUCCGGGCCUCAACUUCCCAGUCUGCAAACUGGGGCCAUGUCGGGGGGGGUUAAAUGAGAUAUGGGGGUGAGGGGCAUUUGUAGGAAUGGAGGGGUCCCUCUCUCUUUCUGCCAGGCCACCAUAGCAACACCGCUUUAUUUGGGCGGUGGCCCCAGCCAGAAACCCUAGCAGUUAUAUUUUUGGUUCCACUAUUUCCUCUCUAAAAUUACAUCUUGACUCUGAAAAGAA